AUGAAAUUACUUUUUAAGUCGAGAUCGCAAUAUUAUCAAGUCAAGAAAGCGAAUAUUACACUUUGCUGCUUGAUACUUUUUAUCAUUUUCUCUUUAUUCCCUUUUUCCCAGCAUGAAAUAUUGCAUCGUAAUCUAAUUGACAAAAGGCUACCAGAAAUCAAUCCAAAAUAUGCUAGCAAUGUCGAAAUAUAUGAAAAUAUUACAUGGAAAUCUCAAUUUGAUGAUCCAAUCAGACAAUUGCAUUCACAGAAUUUAUAUACAAAGAUAACUGUAUAUGCACAUGCAUUGGUAAGAGAAGUUAGAAUGUGUUAUCAUUUUCAAAAUGUUUACUUUUCUGCGUGGGGUAUAGCCCAAAACCAAUACAACAUAAAAUUUGCGCAAUACAUAAAGAAGCAAAAAGAAUAUCUUGAACCAAGUCCAAAUCCAUGGGAAUAUUACAAUAAAAUCGUAAUGGCUUACUCUCAUCAUCUUGAAUAUGGACAUUUUAUGGGUGACAUGUUAUCAGCACUCAUUCAAAUGCCACAGGAAUACUUAAGAGAUGCAGAUAUUUUCAUUAAUUUUAAUGAAAAGCCAGCUAGAAAAAUUUGUGGCAUAUUAGGUUUCAACGAGUCGAGAAUUCAUAAAUUACCUAAAUAUUGGACAUAUGCACUUGACGUCCGUGUUAUAGUUUCCAAAGAAGGAGCAAACGCCUUAUUAGUGAAUGGUCUCAAAAUUCUUCACGAAAAGUUUUAUGCAGCAUUAAAUCUUUCUUCAAUUGUUCCCAAUAGAUAUAUUUUCCUCAACAGAAUAAAAGGAAUUUGGGGAACAAUCAAUAAUCUUCCUGAAUUAUUUGAAAGUGCCAAAACUAACUUUCCAAAAUACAAUUGGGAGAUCGCUAAUGAGUCAAUUGCAUAUUCAACUAUAGAUGCAGGUAAACUUCUUGCUCACACAAAAUUUUUAAUAACAACAGCAGGAUCAAUGAACUUUAAUUGCGUUUUCAUGCAAAAAGGAACUGCUGUAUGUGUUUGUGGAUCGAAAUGCCUGGAUUAUCCUGCAAUUGCCGUUCAUUAUGCAAUGGGAAUUUGGUCUAUUUAUACAAAUGGCUUUCUUUUGCAUGGCAAAGUUGACACGAAACCAUUCCCUGUAGAUAAAUUUAACACAGCCGUUUCAUUACUCUUAGAAGCUCAAGAAACAGGUAAAUGGCCGAAAUCUGCGGCAAAAGAUUAUAUAUAUGCUUGGCCAAUAAAUACUAUCAAAUGGCAAGCAGAGAAAGGAUACAGAAACUAUCCUUUAAGACCUCAAUACUAUCGUUUAGAACGAAAAAUCAUAUAA
This is a messenger RNA of Trichomonas vaginalis G3, 1311 nucleotides long. RefSeq names its product glycosyltransferase family. The record is from RefSeq and is a predicted model, not a curated record. The coding region runs from base 1 to 1311 and encodes 436 amino acids. Gene Ontology annotation, molecular function: glycosyltransferase activity. The transcript has a single exon. NCBI's taxonomy places the organism in Eukaryota, Parabasalia, Trichomonadida, Trichomonadidae.